Molecule: messenger RNA, 1467 nt
Organism: Klebsormidium nitens
Lineage: Eukaryota; Viridiplantae; Streptophyta; Klebsormidiophyceae; Klebsormidiales; Klebsormidiaceae
Source: the annotation of a GenBank genome assembly
CUCAAAAAUGAAAUUGCAACAAUUUCGGGAGGGAGCUCGUGGAAAUGCUGUCCUGAGGCUGUACACUGCCAACAGCUUUGAUUCUGAACAGGGAAGAGCGUUGGCUUGCGCUGUAGGACGUUGCAGGUGAGGCCCCAUGGCUUCCGUCGCAGUGCUCACCAAGGGUGUCCUGGCUCAGGCUGCCCUCUGCAGCCAGGCAGACUCUGCUCUACCUAAAGCGGCGUUGAACGCGCCAAAGGUGCUGGGUUGCCCCUCGUUUGCGGGAAAGACGCUGCGGGUUAGGACAGUGUACAAUGUGGAGUCCAGGAGGAGUUUUUCUCUGAGGGCCAAAACGGGAGUUGAGGCAGAAACCGCAGCCCCUGCCCCUGCUGAGAGCGCAGUCCCUGCUGAAAGCGCCGCUGAGGACAGCAUUGUCCCGGAGGUUGCAAACCUCCAGGAAGAGGCAGAUACCACCGGUGUCGCCCCCAAGAAGCGGGUGGGCCCCCUGUCCAAGGGAGGAACCCUAAAGGGUGCGGCGGCCGCAGGCAAGGCCCCCUCAGACGCCACUCUUGGCAAGGUGCCUGCCCUCAGUGCGACAGGAAAGUUCCAGGACUCAAGAUGGAAGGACGGCAACUGGGAUCUGGCGCAGUUCACAAGUAACGGCAAGACGGACUGGGAUGCGGUGAUUGAUGCCGAGGUUGUGCGCCGAUCGUGGUUGGAGCGCAACCCCGAGGCGUCCACCAACGAGGACCCCGUCUUCUUUGACACCGGCGUCGUCCCCUGGUGGGCCUGGGUCAAGCGCUUCCACCUGCCCGAAGCCGAGAAGCUCAACGGCCGCGCCGCCAUGGUUGGGUACGCCGCAGCCUGGUUGGUCGACGCCGCGUCAGGCGUCGGGCUCGUAGAUCAACAGGGCAGCUUCUUCGGGAAGCUCCUGCUGCUGCUGACGGUCGUCGGUGUGCUCGUCGUCCGGAAGAACGAGGAUUUGACGAACAUCAAGGAGUUGGCGGACGAGUGGACUUUCUACGACAAGCAAUGGCAGGCGACAUGGAAGGACGGCCCCCCGUCCCCCCCGUCGGCAGGACAGGAAAAGAGCGAAGAGAAGAAGUGGUAAAAAAAUUGUGUGUUUGUAUCAUGGGACAUGAGUUUGGACGGCAGGUUUGACAGCUGAAAAAACGUGUUGGCAGUUUUGGCAGGAAGUAAUCGUCCGGACCGCAAUAAUGGAGAAGAGUGAUCAUAUGAAGUGCCACAUUGAAGGAACCAAACAGACCGUCAAUUUUUGGCAUUGUGCAGCAUAUUCGAGUUCGAAGGAUGUCAUUGUGAUCAUUGCUACCAUCACGUCUUUGCUGUUGCUAGCGGUCUCAAUCAAGGCGUGGGUUUUGGUUGUUUGAUCUCAUGUUGCCCAAAAAGAGGAAUCAGGUUGUUAAAAUGCAUCUCCUGUUGCAGCUGGAGCCGGGCAAUCUUUGCCGAACUUAAAUGUCCUGGUCAUUA